UAAGCCCGUGAUCUAACCAGAGAGAAACUUUAGGGUCCAUUUCUAACCCUGGUAAAUAUAAGAGUUUGACUCCUUGGGACUUAGGGUCAGAUUGAUUCAGUCCUGGGUGUAUACGAGAAAAGACACUCUCUUCAUACACUGAUCAUCAUGCCUGUCGAUCUCGCUAAAGAGCGACAACAGCAGUUCGUGGCCCUGGGCUUAGAGGCACGAGGAGAUUGUCUAGACCUGGGAAAGAAGAUCAGUGUUCCGCAGGAUGUAAUGAUGGAGGAGUUAAACCUGCGCUCAAACAGGGGGUCCAGAAUGUUCCAAGAGAGACAAAGGAGAGUGGAAAAGUUCACGCUAGAAGGUUCCGGAAAACAGGCUGACAAUCAAAGCGAGACUCUUUGUCAUCAGGCUACGGAAGGAUUGACAGAUCGAGCUCAAAACAGCCCAAAGGUCAGCCCACCAGAGAGAAACAACCUGCUAGCCACACUCCAUCACACCGUAGCCAAAAAGGGAAAUCCAAAUGUUCUUGCACCAGGAUAUUCUGGACCCCUGAAAGAGAUUCCUCCUGAGAAGUUCAAUAUUACUAUCAUCCCCAAGUCCUACUGCUCACCAUGGGAGAAACAGAGCGACAAUGAAACCUUGCUGGCUGUCAUUAGUUCCCGCCUGCCUGAACCUCCUUACAAACCCGACUCUGCUAAUUACAGAUGCUUCAACAGAGCUCCGAUGCCAUUUGGAGGAACAACAGGAAGCACCCGGACCUUGCCCCUGCCUGGCUUUGAAUUAAUGCAGGCCUACACCGAGCCCACCCUCACCUGGGAGAGAAUGUGCACUCGGCCCAACUUCAACCGCAUACCAAGAGGCUGGAGUGUGUAACACACACACUUGCUGUAUGCACACCAUCAGCAUGCAUUUAAUUCCAAACUGCAAACUGAGCCAGCAGGCACAAAUUAUAUAAAUUCACAGAUAUGAAUAUUAAAAAGAGUACAAUUAACAGUGGAAGGAGACAACAAUUAUAAGCAAAGCAUAUUUGAUAAGUGAUGUCUGUUUUAUUUACUGGUUCAAAUGGUUUCCUUGGGAACAAGGCCUACAUGAGCAGUCAGCAACGGCCUCGUGUGGUAUUUAUUGGUAACUGCAAGUUAUUUUGCUCAAUACACAGAUCAGU
Silurus meridionalis is the source of this 1147-nucleotide messenger RNA. RefSeq names its product myozenin-2. Lineage: Eukaryota; Metazoa; Chordata; Actinopteri; Siluriformes; Siluridae. The transcript has 6 exons. Gene Ontology annotation, molecular function: telethonin binding; FATZ binding; actin binding. The record is from RefSeq and is a predicted model, not a curated record. Gene Ontology annotation, cellular component: Z disc; actin cytoskeleton. Bases 148 to 858 code for a protein of 236 amino acids.